AUGAAGUUCACCGUAACAGCAACAGCCCUCUUUGCCAGCCUCGCCGCCGCCGCUGCCGCUCCCCAAAAAUGCCACAACGUCUACAUCGUCGGUGCCCGCGAGACUCUUGCUCUCCAGGAAAAUGGCUUCGGAACCGCAGCUGGUCUGGUGGAGGACGUUAAAAAGGCUUACCCAGGAACUCGUGCUGAUGCCAUAAAAUACCCAGCUUGUGCCGGUCAGGCCAGCUGCGGCGGCAUCGACUUGCCAAAUUCCCUUAAACAAGGUACUAAGGCUGUCGUCACGGCAGUGAACGAAUACAACAAAAAGUGCCCUCAAGCAAAGAUCGUACUCAUCGGUUACUCUCAGGGUGGUCAACUCAUGGAGAACGCCCUCUGCGGCAGUGCUGACCCUAAUGAGGAAACCAUCAACCCCAAAGCCCUGCCUGCCGUCAAGGCCGCCAUCCUCUUGGGUCCGAUAUCUUUCCGCAGCGAUCUUACCUACAGCCGUGGAACAUGCCGAAAAGGUGGCAUUACUGCACGUCCCGCUGGAUAUACCUGCUCCCCAGGAAAACCCGGAAUCAUCCGGUCUUACUGCGACGCCACCGACCAAUUUUGCUGCAGCGGUAAAAAUCUUCCAAUUCACUCUACCUACGUGACGACGUACGGCGAUGACGCUUUGAAAUUCAUCAAGCAGGCUGUCGACCGCAAAAAUUGA
Messenger RNA from Plenodomus lingam JN3, 693 nucleotides. RefSeq lists its product as uncharacterized. The record is from RefSeq and is a predicted model, not a curated record. Gene Ontology annotation, molecular function: hydrolase activity. NCBI's taxonomy places the organism in Eukaryota, Fungi, Ascomycota, Dothideomycetes, Pleosporales, Leptosphaeriaceae.